AUGUUCACUCCAGAUGUUUGGCGGUCUACGUCACCCGCAGCGACACUUCAAAGCUUUAAAAGCGACCUCGACAACUUCCCGAUUUCCUCAGCAGUUCUCAGCUGUCCCAAGCAACUCUCGAGCCACUCUCACCGCAAAGCACCUUCAAACACCAUGCAAACCCGCGUCUUCAUCUCCCUCUUCUUUGCAUGCCUUGCCACCGUUCGAGCUGCACCCGUCCUCAUUCCGGGUGUUCAAGUUGGCAGAGAGGACACCCCCGUCCAGAUCAACAGGUUGAACCCACUUCCUGACGUUACUCUACCCGAGAAUGUUGUGCGUUCGGAGAUCCCAGUUGCUGUUCCCGACCUCGCCAACGUCGACGUCGAGCUCGCAAACCCUGCCGUCGCUGACAUCGCUCUCCCCGAGCAUGUUGUGCGUGACGAGAUUCCCGUCGCUGUUCCCGACCUCGACGUCGCGGUCCCAGCAAACGUUGCUCCCGACGUCGCUCUCCCCGAGCAUGUUGCACGCGCAGAAAUCCCAGUCAGUGCCCCCGACGUCGCGGUCCCCGACGCCCCUUCAGACACUCUUCCUGACAUCACUCUCCCCGAGCAUGUUGAGCGGGCGGAGAUCCCAGUCGCAGUUCCCGACGUCGAUGCUGCAUCCCUGGUUCCUGACCUCGAUGUCCCCGAGGACACUGAUGUCGUGGAUGCCCCAGCUGUCCCCGCCGUCGCUGUCCCAGAGGCCCUUGCUCUCAAGCGAGGCCUAGGGAAGCUUCAUGCCGUCCACAUCCCGCACGACGAUGCACCCACUGCUCCUUCCACUCCGGACCUCUCGCUUCCCGCCGAGCCGAGACACAAUCCCGUCGCCGACCUCUUGAACGAAGGUGUUAGCAUCCGUGUCCGGGACGAAGUCGCAGUUCCCGGUGCCCCCGAUGUUGAUGCUGUCGGCGUUGCUAAAGAGGCUGUCGAGGCCACCGUGGAUGCUGCGGAAGUCCCCACCGGCCCAGAUGCCCUCGCCCUUUGA
Coprinopsis cinerea okayama7#130 is the source of this 1002-nucleotide messenger RNA. RefSeq lists its product as hypothetical. The record is from RefSeq and is a predicted model, not a curated record. NCBI's taxonomy places the organism in Eukaryota, Fungi, Basidiomycota, Agaricomycetes, Agaricales, Psathyrellaceae. The coding region runs from base 1 to 1002 and encodes 333 amino acids. The transcript has a single exon.